Messenger RNA from Budorcas taxicolor (takin), 381 nucleotides. Its product is annotated as histone H2B type 1-B. The transcript has a single exon. NCBI's taxonomy places the organism in Eukaryota, Metazoa, Chordata, Mammalia, Artiodactyla, Bovidae. Bases 1 to 381 code for a protein of 126 amino acids. Gene Ontology annotation, cellular component: nucleosome. The record is from RefSeq and is a predicted model, not a curated record. Gene Ontology annotation, molecular function: DNA binding; structural constituent of chromatin; protein heterodimerization activity.
AUGCCUGAGCCGUCUAAAUCUGCUCCGGCUCCUAAAAAAGGCUCUAAGAAAGCCAUCACUAAGGCACAGAAAAAAGAUGGCAAAAAACGCAAGCGCAGUCGUAAAGAGAGCUAUUCUAUUUAUGUGUACAAAGUUCUGAAGCAGGUCCAUCCAGAUACUGGUAUCUCAUCUAAGGCCAUGGGUAUCAUGAACUCCUUUGUGAACGACAUUUUCGAGCGCAUCGCGGGCGAGGCGUCACGCCUGGCGCAUUACAACAAGCGCUCGACCAUCACAUCCAGGGAGAUCCAGACGGCCGUGCGUCUGUUGCUGCCCGGGGAGCUGGCCAAGCAUGCUGUGUCUGAGGGUACCAAGGCCGUCACUAAAUACACCAGCUCCAAAUGA